GGCCGUGGUACCGUUCGAAAUAAAGGCCGCACAGGCGGCGGUGUGAGGAGAAAACAGUGAAAAAAGAGGGUUUGUUUGGUCGAGGGGCUGCUGCUGCUGCUGCUGCUGGUGUUGGUGCUGGUGGUGGUGGUGGGGUUUGUGAGUGAGUGUGCGAGAGAGAGAUAGAUAGAGAGAGAGAGCGAGAGAGAGAGAGAGAGCCUUAAUGCAAAGGCAGUUUGUGGGCUCUCCGUGCGGCCACCACGGAAAUUACACGUUCUACAAAGCUUUUAAAUACACGCUGCAUGGCAAGCAGCGUAUCUUGUCGCUUGGGGAGUUCUUCUUCGUCAAGAUAUGGCAGGAGGAAGAUAUCAUAUCCGUAGCAGAAGCUCAGCUCCUGUGGGAAGACAGAGCGUCCGGUCAAAUCCUCGUCUCCCUCAGGAUAUACUUUCUACCAGAAAACACGCCUGACGGCAGGUGUGAGGAACAUGGAGAGCAUGAGGUGGUCUCGUUAUCGGAGAAAGUGGUCCUCAGGGCUGAGGAUGUCAUUGGGUGGAUGCGAGCUGCGGGAGGCGUCAAAUGGGACAAAGGGCUUAAGGGUGUGUAUGGCCCACCUUCUCAGGAUCCAAAUUCUCCUUCAGAUGCAUUUUAUACGCCACCUAUAUCAGGGGCGCUCGACAUUAAAGAAAUCAUGAGAGAAAAGAAGUUGAUAGGUGAUGUAAUUGAACCAAACAGCCUACACAUUAUUAUACUGGGUUAUGAUAAAUAUUGUCGGAUGAGAGCCCUUCUAAAAAGAUUAGAAGGCGUAGAGGAAGAGUAUAUGAAGAGUCGUAUUGUUGUGGCGUUGGGAGGAUUUGUCGUUCCUUCAAGACGUACCUGGAUGCUAUUUUGUAGAGAAGUAUUUGAUUAUCCAGAACUUGAAGGUCAUGAUCUUCUUUGUAAUCACCUUUUACCUGAGGUACUGACUGACCAAGUCGUCCCACCUGCAGCGCCUAAGCUCCAAGGCCGACCGAGAAAGAAACGUAAGAAGCAGCAGGGUGACUCAGAAUCAGAGUCUUCUGAAACUUCUGAAGAUAUUCGGCCCCGCCUCAAAGGAAAACCAGGCCUUACUGCCAAACCCAAUGGUCUUCGAGUUUUGGACCGUAAGAACACUACUCGAUCACACUUGACUAAUGUGAAAACAGAAUUCCAGACCCCUGCCUUAAACCGUCUUAUAGAGGUGGAUUUCAUGUCAAAAUUACACAAGUUCAUGAAAGAUCGCGGUACGCCUAUCACCAGAGUACCACAUAUAGGUUACAGACAGUUGAAUGUGUUUGAGUUAUUUACAAAGGUGCAGCAGCUGGGUGGAUUUGAAGCAGUUGGAGAAAAGAAGAUGUGGAGGAGUUUAUAUGAUGAAAUGAGUGGCAUAUCUCCAUCUAGUAAUUCACAACAGGCAGGACAAUCCAAUGCAGCCAUCAUGAAAAGACAUUACGAAAGAUUGUUGCUGCCAUAUGAGAAAUUCUUGUUACAAGAACAGAAAAAACUCUUCAUUGGAAGUCAGAGACCAAAUAAAGUCAAGUCAGAGCCAGGAGAACCUUCUGUGUCUAUUUUACAGCAUCAUGUGCCAAGUGAAUGCAAGGCUUCUCUCAAGUUGGGGGUUGCCUGCCCACAGUUACGACCCUCUCACGUUUCUCCUGGUGGUGCACAGGAGGCACACGGGUUGCCCAGUGGGCCUUUAGGUGCAGCACCUCCUAUGGGUACACCACCCCAAGCCAGCCCUGCACCUCCUGCCUCUGUCAGUCCUCCAACAACACCUACGGAGCUGACGGUUCCAAAGGUUACCACCAAGAAAGACAGUGGCACAAUCCCCGAAGACCUAGCUAAGCGCCCAGAAAUCACCAUUACCCCCAUACCAAGAUCCAUAGGUAGUGUGGUUCCAGGAGGUCCUCUUCAUGAUCCAUUAGCAGCUGUACCUCCAGGUUUGAAAGGUUUGCAGCUUGCUGAUCUCAUGACCUUAGAGAAUAUUAAAGCCAGCUUCGGGAUGUCAGCUUUACAAGAUUUGGCUAAGAUAGCUGAAAGGUAUGAAAAACCUUUACAAGAGCCAGCAACCAAAAAACUGAAAACAGAAGAUGGUGCUAGAGUUAAUGGAGCAAAUUCAAGAGAAAAGGGGAAUGGCCGCCCUUCAGUCAUUCAAGAGACUCCAGCAAGCAAAGCAGGUUUGCCUGCUGUACCAGGUUUAGUCUCUGCUGAUAUGAUUAGACAGAUGAAUCUUCUGGAUGCCAAGUUAUUACUUCCUGCCCAUCAAAGCAACAAAACUAUCAGUGCCAUUGCACAAUUACUACCGCAGACUAGUAUAUUUCCAGCACCGGCACCAGCAGCACAUCAACCUCAUAUAAGUAAAUCCAUCAGAGAUCCUAAUCCUAUAAGACCUGAUCCACCAAGAGUCAUACAGUCACAGUCGGUUUACUCGCAAGCAAAACAUAUAUACGGAAAGCCAACAACUGAUGUAAAUAAAAUGAGUGUUAAGGACACAAAUAAAAGUGCUAGUCCAGAAAUAGAAAUUCUGGAUCUAAGUCGUCCAACAGUAAAUAAAAGUAGCAAACCGCCAAAAACUGAAAGACCCGAAAUAGAACUAUUAGAUUUAUCUACUAGGCGAGAUAUAACUGUGUCACCAGUUUCUAAACCAGGUACAAGCAAAAACUGUAACAGUAAUAGGAUUCAACCCCCAAGUGUGAGUAUAAAAUCUUCAGAUCAUCCUGCCAGACAAUCACCUAAUAAACCCCAAGGUGGAGCUAAUCCAGUGACAGCAGCUCUUGCAGCUGCACAAGGUCUCCCACCUGGUUUAGGAGGUCUACCUUUAAAUCCUGCCGCUCUACUACCGUACCUGUCGCCUAUGCUGUCUCCAGGAGUUAAACCCAAUUCUGGAGCUGGAGGGUCACCACAUAUUUCUAUAUUUCCUUUCAUGGACCUUGCUGCUUAUUACAAUAGUAUGUUACCCCAGGGUUUAAUUCCUACAACGAGUAGUAGUGGUAGUGGUGGUAGUAGUGCGAGUACUACGGCAGCGCAGCAUAUGGCGGCAGCUCAGCUUCACCUCAGUUCAUUAGGGCUUUCUUCAGGGUUGUCAGGUCUUACACCUGAUGCCCUAGCUAGCUUGGGAAUAUAUAAGAACUUCCUACCCCAGGGAAAUCUUCCUGCCCCACACUUCCUUUCAGGUCUCAUGUCGCCACAUAAUCACAACCCGCCCACAAGCAAGUAACAUUACCAUACCCAGUCACAUCACAUUUCAUCUGUUCCUAUAUUAUUCAUCGUUCAUCUCUAAAUUAUGUUUUUCCAGGAUCCCAGAGAUCAUUUUAGUUAGACUUCCGAAUUCUGUUACCAGUUGUAUCAACUAUAUUUUGUCUGUCUCCAAGGGUCAUUUUAAAAUGUGAAUGAAAACCAGUACAAAACUUAUUGUAAAGACUCAUGCUUCCAUGGGAUAUAUUAGAAAAUUCUUAUUGGUUCAGAUAACUUUAGAUUCUCUGUCAAGUGGUGGAAAUUUGGUAUAAGGAGAAUUAGCUUUUAGGCACUUUUGUUAAGUAGCACAAAGAUUUUUUAUCAUUAAAUUAUAACAAAAAGUUGCAAUAUGCAUGUUUAGUUAAGACUAAAGUAAUCUGGAGGCAGACAGUGCCCGUUUUCAGUAUUGUUUAUUUGAUUGAAGCUUCUUUUGCCUACCUCCAUAGUCAUUAUAUUAUUUGUUCACAUUUCUGUUCUCAUCAUCACCUCUCCAAUUAUCAUAUCAUUGCUCACAUCACCAUUGCUACCACAGCCUCCUCUCUCCCACUGAUUGUCUAUACUGGCCUGCCAUUUUGAGCUGGAUUUAACUUGCAUCGAGUUUCUAUGGUACACUAUUUUCCAUCUUCUUUCCUUGAUAGGUAGGGUAUCUAUAUUUAUGUAAAAAGAGGUAUAGAAUCUAUGUUUUUUGAAGAAAUGCACUAAAGUCAUUUACGCAUAAUCAACUGGGCAGUAUUUGUUAUUUGUGCAGGUGCUUGAUGCUCUUGGCAAAAUUGUUAGAAAAUGGUUACACAUGAUUGUUUGUAUUUUAAUUUUUUGUUAAAACAUUCAUUAUAGCUGCAUGUGAAGUGCCUCAUUGUUGUCUUAAAGUAAAAAUUGAUAUGAUUGGUAAGUAAAGGUUCCUGGUGUGAAUUGGUUAUUGUCACUGAAUGAUUCAAUAAUUGUUAGGCAUUGUAGAAAAUUCAAAAAGAAAUGCUGAUAGUUAAUGAGGGUCAGUUGAAAUAGUGGUCAAGUUUGAAAAUGGUUGGCAGGCAAGCUCUAUGCAAUUUUAUAAUUUCAUCAGUUGUAUUGUCUGAAAGUCAAUUUAAUUGUUAUAAGAACAUUUUGAUCAAAAUAAUUGUCAUGUGUAUAGAACACUUAAAUUUGUAAAUCAUUUGAGUAAACCACUUAAAGAAAUAGUUUUCUCAUGACACAAAUAUCUCAUGCCUAAAUAGAAUGCAAGAAUUUGUCAAUUUUUUCUUGUACUUUGUAUUGGUUGUAUUGUUGAAGUAGUCAUUGUUAUUUUGGAAGGAUUUUCUCCGGUGUGCAGUAAACUGCAACAUCCCAGUUUGGAAGUGUAGAUUAUUUUAAUAGACCUUUUAAUAUUUAAUUAAUAGAAAAGUCAAGAUUCAUGUAGAAUUAUUAAUUUUAUUUGGCAGAUCCUUUAAAAUAAACCAUGGUUAUGCUUGUCAGAUUGCUAGGUUUGACAAAAACAAUCUAAGUAUUGGAAAGUGCAAGCUUGUGGUCUCCAUGAAAGUAAAUUGUUUUAAAAUUAUAUAAACAAUAGGGCACUGAGGAAUUUGGUAUUGCUUCUUUAAAAGUUUUUACUUUAUUUAGGCAUUUAUUAAAGUUAUGCAAUUCACAUAGCAUUAAUUAAAAAUUAAUUUUGAUUUUGUAAAUUAAUCAACUCCUUGAACUUUUAUUUAUUUUCUUCUUCAUUGAAGCAUAUGCUGGACUUCUUGACAAAUAUCUGUCUCUUGAAUUUGUUCAUAGGAAACCUAAGAAAUUGCUAUGCAAGUUAACAUGCCAUUGGGAGAAGGGCUCUUUUGGUACCUGGUUUAGAGUAAGAUUUUCUUUUGGGUUCAGUAAGUGCCUAGUUUUGGUUUAACUUUUUUUUUCUUUUUUUUCUAAUUAUAAUGUGGAAAUGUAAAUAUUUGAUUUAUUCCUUUUUUCAAAUUUUUAUUGUAAAAGGAUACUAGGUUAGUUAUUUUUUGUAAUAAACUUUUGUAGUCAUAGCCAGAAAGACAAAUGCCUAGCUGUGGUUUAUAAAAAAAAAUAUAUAUAAAUAUAUAUAUUAGUGGGAGCUGACUUAUGUCUUCUACCCAUAAGAAGUUACGAGUUCAUUCGCGACUACCUCGAGUGUCAAGAUGUGUACAUUCAGAAGCUCAUUCUGGAGGCAAAAUCUGAGAAUGGAACAAAGCAAGAAACAGUGAUCGUUGUUUGUUUUUAGUAAUAAGUAGGAUACAAUCUUCAUCUGCGAGAGAAGUCAGCAAUCACACUUUUGUAUCGUGACUGAAUGAAAGAAUUAUAAAUAUAAAAACAGUCUUUAUCUAAACUCUGGUCAUUGUGGUUUUGUUCUGUUUUCUGUUAUUUGCCUCUAAUAGUGUGUCAUUUGUUUCUCCAUGAGAACCUUUUCAAAUGUAAUUUUAACUUGUAGAUAUGUGUCUUAAAGAUGAUGGUCCUUCCAUAAAUGUUAUGUUGCAUCUCAUGAUUGACCAAAGAUUUCCAUACAUUCAUUCUUUGUACAUACUUUGUGCAAAUCUUAUCAUAUUUGUACAUAAUGGAAGUGUUUUAACCAAAUAGAAAGGACCAAGUAACAUUAGUUAAAAAAAGAAAAAAGAAAAAAAAAGAAAAAAUGGUAGUUGGAAGGCAUUAGUCUGCCAAUUCCCCAACUUGUUCUUUUCUCCCGAAAACUUUGGCAAUUCUUACCUGAAAUAUACCUUUUGUACCAAUGUAAGGAAAUUAUUAAUGUAAUAAAAUGACUUUGAGUAA
This is a messenger RNA of Macrobrachium nipponense, 5976 nucleotides long. Its product is annotated as AT-rich interactive domain-containing protein 5B-like. The coding region runs from base 203 to 3211 and encodes 1002 amino acids. Gene Ontology annotation, biological process: regulation of transcription by RNA polymerase II. Lineage: Eukaryota; Metazoa; Arthropoda; Malacostraca; Decapoda; Palaemonidae. The record is from RefSeq and is a predicted model, not a curated record. Gene Ontology annotation, molecular function: transcription cis-regulatory region binding. Gene Ontology annotation, cellular component: nucleus. The transcript has 10 exons.